Molecule: messenger RNA, 15168 nt
Organism: Myripristis murdjan (pinecone soldierfish)
Lineage: Eukaryota; Metazoa; Chordata; Actinopteri; Holocentriformes; Holocentridae
Gene: herc2
Product: HECT and RLD domain containing E3 ubiquitin protein ligase 2
Exons: 92
Coding region: 152-14659 (4835 amino acids)
Biological process (GO): protein ubiquitination
Molecular function (GO): ubiquitin-protein transferase activity; zinc ion binding
Source: RefSeq, a predicted model, not a curated record
UUGUUUCCAUGCCUCGUGCCCAGUCCACGACCUGCCAAUCAAGUCCAAUAUGAACGACUUCUUAAUGCACCAAAGCAGCUGAGGGGACGAGAAUAGCAUAAGAAAAGAUCGCAGGUUGGCUGCGUUUGCAGCCAGGAGAGGGGAGGGUAAGAUGCCUUCUCCAUCUUUCACCCUCGAUGCUCAGCUGAGAUUUCAUGACAAAUGGCUGAAGAUAGACUUGCAGCGAGCAUUCUCUCCAGAGGGACUGAGCGAGAUGUGGAACGAGAUGGUGAAGGAUGAAGAGAUCACAUUCAAUGGAGAAGAAUCAGCUCACCCAGAAGAUUGCACUGAUUGCUUUGGGGCUCAAAAGAAGGAUGAGUCCAACGACAAGGAGAAGAAAGAGGAGGAGGAGACGUCGUCAUCUGUCCAUCACUCCAUCAUUGAGACCUGGGACUGGGGGCGUCAACCAGAGGAAAAUGAACUGAAGGAGUGUCUCAUGGUUCUGGUUGACGACCAGCAAAAGCUCUCAGCCCAGAUGGCCAAGAGCACCCUGUCUGCUCAGCGCCUGCGCCAGCGUCUCGUCAUCCUGGAGCGCUACCUCAUUUCUCUGAGCCACAGCAUGAUGGAGGAGAAGUACAAGGUCCGCUGGAAGACCCCACCCAGCCCACCACUGCCUGCUGUGGACAAUAAGAGCCCCCGUCCGGCCAGUAAAGGUGUUGAAGGUUUGGCCAGAGUCGGCUCCAGAGCAGCUCUCUCUUUUGCCUUUGCUUUCCUGCGCCGAGCCUGGAGGUCAGGUGAUGAUGCAGAUCUUUGCAGCGAGCUUCUCCAGGAGUCUCUGGAUGCCCUGCGUGCCCUACCUGAGGCCACCCUGUUUGACGAGGGAACCGUAUCAUCAGUGUGGCUGGAGGUCGUUGAGAGGGCUACCAAGUUCCUCAGUGAUGUACAUGGAAGUGCUAGUGCCAAAGGUAACAUUCCCCUGCAGGACCAGCACUUAGCCCUGGCCAUUCUACUGGAGUUGGCAGUGCAGCGGGGCACUCUCAGUCAGCUUCUGUCUGCUGUUCUGCUGCUGCUGCGCCUGUGGGACAGCGGUACAAGAGAGAUGGACAACGAGCGGUCCACCCAGGGCACCAGUGCUCCUCUGCUCCCCCUCCUACAGCGUUUCCAAAAUAUACAUAGCAGCAAGGAGGAGCCCGUUCCUGAAGAAGAAACUGAGAUUCUCACAGCCCCUCUGAGUCCAAAUGAGAGUUUCCUGCGCUACCUGACCUUGCCACAGGAUAAUGACUUGGCCAUUGACCUGCGGCAGACAGCUGUGGUGAUCAUGGCACACCUGGACCGCUUGGCUUCUCCUUGCAGUCCUCCACACUGCAGCUCCCCCACCUCACACAAGGACCAUGGCAAUGUGCAGGGAACACUACAGGAGGUGAUUGCCUGGGGCCUGCUGGGCUGGAAGCUUUAUGCCAAUGUCAAUGGACCUAUCCAGUGUAAAGCCUUGUCUGGCCUGGGAGUCACACAAAUAGUCUGCUCGGAGAAGGGUUUCCUCAUCCUUUCCAGCAGUGGUGCUGUUUACACCCAGAACUACAAGAGCACUACUCUGGCUCCUAUGCUAGUGCAUGCUCUGAGCUCCAGAAAGAUCGUGAAGCUGGCUGCUCAUCCAGAUGGACAGCACUACUUGGCCCUGUCAUCUAAUGGAGAGGUGUUCUCCUGGGGUUGCGGUGAUGGUGGGCGCCUUGGACAUGGUGAUACCACGUAUCUAGAGGAGCCUGCCAUGAUCGCAGCCUUCAACGGGAAACAGGCAGGGAAGCAUGUGGUACACAUUGCUUGUGGGAGCACAUACAGUGCCGCCAUUACAGCUGAUGGCGAGCUCUACACCUGGGGCAGAGGCAAUUAUGGUCGCCUAGGCCAUGGCUCUAGUGAGGACCAGACCACACCCAUGUUGGUGACAGCACUGAAAGGACUAAAAGUGCUAGAUGUGGCUUGUGGGAGUGGUGAUGCACAAACACUUGCUGUGACAGAGAAUGGUCAGGUGUGGUCCUGGGGCGAUGGAGACUAUGGUAAACUGGGCCGAGGAGGCAGUGAUGGCUGCAAGACGCCCAAGCUUGUGGAGAAACUGCAAGACCUGGACAUAGUGAAGGUGUGCUGCGGCAGUCAGUUCUCUGUGGCCCUCACCAAGGACGGCCAGGUGUACACCUGGGGCAAGGGAGAUAACCAACGACUUGGCCAUGGCACUGAUGAGCAUGUCCGCUACCCCAAGUUGCUUGACAGCCUACAGGGAAAGAAAGUUGUGGACAUCGCCGUGGGUUCUACGCACUGCCUGGCCCUCACGGAUGAUGGAGAGGUGCACAGUUGGGGCAGCAAUGAUAAACUACAGCACUUUGAUACACUGUUCUCCAAUAAGAAGCAGCCCAAGGCUCUCCCAGGGCUGAACUCCAAACACAUAGUGGGCAUCUCCUGUGGCCCAGGACAGAGCUUUGCCUGGUCCUCAUGCUCAGAGUGGUCUGUUGGGCAGCGUGUGCCCUUUGUGGUCGAUGUGUGCCCCAUGACCUUUGAGCAGCUGGACCUGCUCCUCCGACAGGUCAGCGAGGGUAUGGACGGCAGCUCAGACUGGCCUCCCCCACAUGAGAAGGAGUGCAUGGUAGUAGCCACACUCAACCUGCUGAGGCUCCAGCUCCAUGCAGCAAUCAGCAACCAGGUGGAUCCAGAGGAGCUGGGAUUGGGACUUGGCAGUGUGUUGCUCAACAACUUGAAGCAAACUGUAGUAAUGCUAGCUAGCAAUGCCGGGGUGCUAAAUACUGUGCAAGCAGCUGCCCAGGCUGUCCUCCAAAGUGGCUGGUCAGUGCUGCUGCCAACUGCUGAGGAAAGGGCCAGGGCGUUAUCCUCACUCCUUCCUAAUGCAGCAUCUGGAAAUGAAAUGAGUGUCAGCCCGGGCCGCCGCUUCAUGAUCGACCUGUUGGUCAGCAGUCUAAUGGCAGACGGGGGGUUGGAAUCGGCGUUGAAUGCAGCCAUCACCGCUGAGAUCCAGGAUAUUGAAGCCAAGAAAGAGGCUCAAAAGGAGAAGGAGAUAGAUGAGCAGGAGGCCAAUGCCUCCACCAUCCACCGGUGCCGCACUAUGCUGGACAAAGACCUCAUCAACACAGGGAUCUAUGAGUCAGCUGGGAAACAGAGCCUGCCACUUGUGCAGCUUGUACAGCAACUGCUUAGGAACAUUGCUUCUCAGACCAUUGCAAGGUUGAAGGAUGUUGCUCGGCGCAUUUCCAACUGUUUAGAUGCAGAGCAGGUCAGCAAGGAGCGCUCUGCCUCUCUAGACCUGCUGCUACGCUUCCAGAGGCUGCUAGUCAGCAAGCUCUACCUGGGCGUCAAUGGCACAGAGAAUGUCAAUGGAUACAACCCUGAGCUGCUGGGUGUGGGAUCUCUGUUGAAAAAGUACAUUGCCCUGCUGUGUACUCACAUUGGAGACAUCCUCCCUGUUGCGACAAGUAUUGCCUUCACUGGUCGCCGCCACUUUGCUGAAGUCUCUCGGGUUAUUGAAGGAGAUCUAACCGGAGUGCUCUUGCCUGAGUUGGUGGUGUCCAUCGUCCUCCUGCUCACCAUUGACGCAGGUCUGAUGCAGGAGACAGGCUCAAUCCCUCUCCUGGCUGGGCUUCUGGAGCACUUGGAUCGAUUCAACCACCUUGCCCCAGGACAUGAGAGGGAUGAUAACGAGGACUUGGCUUGGCCUGGCAUCAUGGGGUCCUUCUUCACAGGGCAAAGCUCUAAAAACAAUGAGGAGGUGUCUCUCAUUCGCAAGGCUGACCUGGAGAAUCACAACAAAGAUGGUGGCUUCUGGACGGUCAUUGAUGGAAAGGUGUAUGAUAUCAAAGACUUCCAGGCUCAGUCCCAGUCUCUAACAGGAAACAGCAUUCUUGCCCAGUUUGCAGGAGAGGACCCUGUGGUUGCUUUGGAGGCUGCUUUGCAAUUUGAGGACACUAGAGAUUCUAUGCAGGCCUUCUGUGUUGGCCAGUAUAUGGAGCCUAACCAGGAGACAGUCACUACUCCAGACCUCAACAGUCUGUCCUCCCCACUUAUCGACACUGAAAGGAACCUGGGGCUUCUGCUGGGUUUGCACGCUUCCUACCUGGCCUUGAGCACGCCCCUGUCACCCAUGGAGAUAGAAUGUGCCAAAUGGCUCCAAACUUCCAUAUUCUCUGGGGGCCUGCAGACCAGUCAAAUCCACUAUAACUAUAAUGAGGAGAAGGAUGAAGACCAUUGCAGUUCCCCAGGAACAACCACUCCAGAUAAAGCCAAGCUGUACUCCGGCAAAAUAAGCCUCAGUGACCACGCACAGCCUUUCCUGCAGGCCAUUGCUGACAACAACACUCAGGACCACACUGUGAAGGAUUUCCUAUGCCAAAUAGAACGUUGCUGUAAGCAGUACCAUCUUAUAACACCCAUCACCUUCCCCCCGGAGCACCCUGUGGAGGAAGUUGGCCGACUGCUGCUUUGCUGCCUGCUCAAACAUCAAGACCUUGGUCACAUUGCUCUCUCACUUGUCAAUCAAUGUGCCUUGGGUGUGGACCAAGGGAAGCAGAGGUCCCUCCCUAAAUCUGUGAUUGAUGUGUGCCGUAUGGUGUACCAGGCAAAGUGUUCUUUAAUCAAGACACAUCAGGAGCAAGGUCGCUCUUACAAGGAGGUGUGUGCCCCCGUUAUUGAGCGCCUGCGUUUCUUGUUCAAUGAACUCCGUCCAGCUGUUAGCAACGACCUGUCUAUAGUGUCUAAGCUGAAGCUGCUGAGCUCUCAGCCACGCUGGAAGAGGAUCACCCAAAAACUCAUCAGGGACCGCAGGAAAAAAAGAGUGCCUAAGAAGUCGGAGUCUGCCGACGUAGAAGAGCCAAAGCUGGAGAAUGAAGGGACCAAUGAGGAGGAACUUAACGUCCCCAUCAGCCCCACACCUGCUGACAGGAAAUCACCCACCAGCAAGUCGCCUAAGCAGGACAAGUGGCAGCCACUUCUGAACACUGUUGCCAAUGUGCAGAAAUACAGGUGGCUGAAACACAGUGUUCAAGGUGGCUUUUCUCAGUCUAGCCUUAUGGCCACCAUAGUGGAGUUUGCCUUGAAAGAAGAGCCUCUAGAUGUUGAGAAGAUGAGGAAGUGUCUUCUAAAACAGCUGGAGAGGGCUGAGGUGAGGCUGGAGGGCAUCGACACCAUGCUGAAGCUGGCUUCCAAAAACUUCCUGCUGCCGUCCGUGCAAUAUGCAAUGCUCUGUGGCUGGCAGAGGGUCAUACCAGAAGGGACCAACAUUGGAGAGCCCCUGUCUGACUGCCUGAAGGACGUGGAUCUGAUCCCUCCCUUCAACCGCAUGCUUUUGGAGGUGACCUUCGGCAAGUUAUAUUCCUGGGCCAUCCAGAACGUUCGCAACAUCCUGCUUGAGGCCACCGCCCGGUUUAAAGAGCUUGGUGUGCAGCCUGUUCCCUUGCAGACCAUCACCAAUGAGAACCCAGCAGGACCAAGCCUUGGCACCAUUCCACAAGCCCGCUUCCUCCUGGCCAUGAUACAUAUGCUGUCCCUAAAGCAUGGGGCCAACAGCCUCAGUUUGCUGUUGAACUCUGGCAUGCUGGCCCUCACACAGAGUAUCCUUAGGCUCAUCGGUCCCAGCACAGAUAGCAGUGAAGAAGACCUCAGUUUGUGUGCACACGGAGGCUCAGCUACAGUCCUGGAAGAGUCAAGAAAAGAAGCUGCUCCUGCUCCCCUUCCUGCCUCUGGUCCAGAGUUGGCUGCCAUGAUGAAGAUUGGCACCAGAGUCAUGAGGGGACUCGACUGGAAAUGGGGAGAUCAGGACGGCCCAGCACCAGGUCUUGGCCGUGUCAUUGGGGAGCUGGGUGAGGAUGGCUGGAUCAGGGUCCAGUGGGAUACCAGCAGCACCAACUCAUACAGGAUGGGCAAAGAGGGCAAGUAUGACCUUAAACUUGCAGAGCCACCACCAGCUGCUCAGCCCGCCACUGAAGACUCAGACACAGAGGACGACACAGAAGGGGAGCUGAUGGAGAAGAGCAGCCAUCCUACAGCCAUGAUGCUGACCAGCACAGUCAACCUGCUGAAGACUCUGUCUCUGUCAGCUGGGAUCUUUGCAGAGGUGUUGCAGACAGAUGCUACGCGGACCCUCUGUGGGUUACUGAGGAUGCUAGUCGAAAGUGGAGCCAAUGACAAGUCAGGCUGCCCCUCCCACAGGUUGGUGUCUCGGGAGCAGCACAGGAGCUGGUGCACAUUGGGUUUCAUACGCAGCAUUGCUCUGAUGCCCCAAAUGUGCAGCACCCUCAGCACCUCUGCAUGGAUCAGUCUGCUCAUCCGGAUUGUUGAGGGAAACCAGUCCUUCAAUGCCAUCACUCUACAGAGACAGAUCCUGGCCCUGCGUCUCCUGCAGGCAGUGCUGCCAUCAUGGGACAAGAUGGAGCGCUCUCAGGACAUGAAAUUCUUGGUGGAGAAGUUGUUUGGCUUCCUGGGCAGCCUGCUGAGCACUUGCUCUUCAGACUUGCCACUUCUCAGAGAGGGUUCCCUGCGAAGGAGGAAGUCCCGCCCUCAGGCCUCUCUUACAGCCACUCACAGCAGCACGUUGGCUGAGGAGAUUGUUGCUGUCCUGCGCACUCUACACUCACUGAGCCAGUGGAAUGGACUGAUAAAUGAGUACAUCAACACUCAGCUCAGCUCCAUUGGAGAUGUCAUGGCAGGCCGCUACUCUGAAGCAUGUGUCCUAGAGGAGUAUUUUCCUGAUUCUGAGGGCCCCAGGGUAGGCAGUCUGAUGGCUGUGCUGGCAGUGAUUGGGGGAAUUGACGGGCGGCUCAGGCUGGGAGGCCAGGUCAUUCAUGAGGAGUAUGGAGAGGGAACAGUCACCCGCAUCACCCCAAAAGGGCGCAUCACCGUCCAGUUUCAUGAGAUGAGGACCUGCAGGGUUUGCUUGCUCAGCCAACUCAAACCACUGCCAGUAGUUUCCUUCAGUGUGCAGAACCUGCCCUUCACAGAUCCCAUGUUAGCAGUUUGGGCCCAGCUAGUCAACCUAGCUGGCAGCAAGCUGGAGAAACAACGCAUGAAGAAGUCCCUUAGCCGAGGGCUCACAGCUGACCAGGUGGACAUCCACUUGCUGCGGUGCCAGCAGCUGAGGCUAUAUAUCCUAAAGGCAGCAAGGGCCUUGCUCUCUCACCAGGACAAACUCAGGCAGAUCCUCUCGCAGCCGGCAGUUGUGGACAUUGGACCCAAUCCCAGUGAGGAUCCAGUGGUGUCAUCUCCUGAUGUGGGAGACUUGUCCCCGGAGGGUCCCCUGCCCCCACUGAUCCUCUUGCAGCAGCUGCUGUCUGCUGCCACUCAGCCCUCUCCCAUCAAGGCCAUUUUUGACAGGCAGGAACUGGAGGCUGCAGCUCUGGCAGUAUGUCAGUACCUGGCUGUGGAGUCCACCCACCCUUCCUCUCCGCUGUUUGAAGAGAGCAGCUCCAGCGAAGCCACCACUCCUGUCACCGUGCAGCAUGUCAGACCACCCAAACAGAAAAAGCAGAAGGCUUCCCCGGUCCCUCCUCUGCCCAUAGUCCUCCAGCUGAUGGAGAUGGGCUUCCAGAGGAAAAACAUUGAGUUUGCCCUGAAGUCCCUGUCUGGAACUACAGGCAGCGCCUCUGGUGUCCCAGGUGUGGAGGCUCUGGUUGGCUGGCUGCUGGACCAUCCAGACAUUCACGUCACAGAGCUGUCAGAUGCUGACACUGUGUCAGAUGAAUACUCUGAUGAGGAGGUGCUGGAGGAGCUAGAGGAGGCAGAGCCUACCUUCCCUGUGCCUCCGGGAGCAGUGGUUACAGAAAGCCAGACAUUUAAGAAGAGAUCAGAUUUCCAAAGCAAUGAUGAUUAUGCCGUGUAUGUGAGAGAGAACAUACAGGUGGGGAUGAUGGUGAAGUGCUGUAGAACGUAUGAGGAAGUGUACGAUGGCGAUGUUGGUAAGGUGAUUAAACUGGACAGAGAUGGACUUCAUGAUUUGAAUGUGCAGUGUGACUGGCAGCAAAAAGGAGGGACCUACUGGGUCCGCUACAUCCACACAGAGCUACUUGGAUUCCCACCACAAAGUUCUCCAUCACACAUAAAGAUUGGUGACAAAGUGAGAGUGAAGCCCACAGUCACAACACCAAAGUACAAAUGGGGCUCUGUCACUCACAGGAGUGUUGGAGUUGUAAAAGCUUUCAGUGCCAAUGGAAAGGAUGUGAUAGUAGACUUCCCCCAGCAGUCCCACUGGACUGGCCUGCUGUCUGAGAUGGAGCUGGUGCCCAGUGUUCACCCUGGAGUCAGGUGUGAUGGCUGUCAGAUGUUCCCUAUAAAUGGCCCUAGGUUCAAAUGCAGGAACUGUGAUGACUUUGACUUCUGUGAGAACUGCUUCAAGACUCGUAAACACAACACCAGGCAUUCCUUUGGAAGAAUCAAUGAACCAGGCCAGUCUCCAGCGUUCUGUGGGCGUUCAGGAAAGCAGCUGAAGAAGCAUCACAGCAGCCAGCGUGGGAUGCUGAUAGACGAGUGGUCUCGUGCCGUCAAGAGCCUCAAUGUCUCGUCCUCAGUGAACCAGGCCUCACGCCUCAUAGACUGCAGUGACCAGUGCUGGCAGUCCUCUGGCUCCCAGGGGAAGCAUUGGAUUCGUCUUGAGCUCUUCCCAGAUGUUCUGGUUCACAGGCUGAAAAUGAUUGUAGACCCAGCUGACAGCAGCUACAUGCCCUCACUGGUGGUGGUGUCAGGUGGAAGCUCACUGAACAACUUGAUUGAGCUGAAGACAAUUAACAUCAAUCCCACAGACACCACCGUCCCUCUUCUCAGUGACUGUUCUGAGUAUCACAGAUACAUUGAAAUUGCCAUCAAGCAGUGUCGCAGCUCUGGUAUCGACUGCAAGAUUCACGGACUUGGCAUUGUGGGGCGUAUUAGAGCGGAGGAUGAAGACUUGGCCACAGUUCCUUUCCUGGCAUCUGACAAUGAGGAAGAGGAUGAUGACAAAACUGCCACUGGGAGUCUUGCUCGGAAGAAGUCGUCAGGGUUGGAGUCUGCGGCCACCAUCAGGACCAAAGUGUUUGUCUGGGGGCUGAAUGACAAGGACCAGCUGGGAGGACUCAAGGGGUCUAAGAUCAAGGUGCCUUCCUUCUCUGAAACCCUCUCUGCACUCAAUGUGGUGCAAGUAGCUGGUGGUUCAAAAAGCCUUUUUGCAGUGACAGUAGAGGGGAAGGUGUAUGCAUGCGGAGAGGCCACAAACGGCAGGUUAGGCCUAGGCCUGUCAAGUGGGACCAUCCCCAUCCCCCGGCAAAUCACUGCUCUCAGUAACUACGUGGUGAAGAAGGUUGCUGUACACUCUGGAGGGCGCCAUGCCAUGGCCUUGACUGUGGACGGGAAGGUGUUUUCCUGGGGCGAGGGAGAUGAUGGCAAACUCGGACAUUUCAGCAGAAUGAACUGUGACAAGCCUCGGCUGAUUGAGGCACUGAAGACCAAACGCAUCCGCGACAUUGCCUGUGGCAGCUCUCACAGUGCAGCAAUCACCUCCAGUGGGGAGCUGUACAGUUGGGGUCUAGGGGAGUACGGACGCCUCGGACAUGGAGACAACACUACUCAGCUCAGGCCUAAACUGGUGAAGGUGCUUCUGGGGCAUCGUGUUAUCCAGGUGGCUUGUGGGAGUCGGGACGCUCAGACGCUAGCUCUCACUGAUGAAGGGUUGGUGUUUUCCUGGGGUGAUGGGGAUUUUGGCAAGCUCGGUCGGGGGGGCAGUGAGGGCUGCAACAUUCCUCAAAACAUAGAACGGCUCAAUGGGCAGGGUGUUUGCCAAAUUGAGUGUGGUGCACAGUUCUCCUUGGCUCUCACCAAGUCUGGAGUGGUAUGGACCUGGGGCAAAGGUGACUAUUUCCGUCUGGGACAUGGCACUGAUGUCCACGUGCGUAAACCUCAGAUGGUGGAGGGACUGAGGGGCAAAAAGAUCGUCCAUGUGGCUGUCGGAGCGUUGCACUGUCUGGCUGUCACAGAAACAGGACAGGUGUAUGCGUGGGGUGACAAUGACCAUGGACAGCAGGGGAACGGCACGACCACGGUGAACAGAAAGCCGACUCUGGUACAGGGUCUGGAGGGCCAGAAAAUCACUCGUGUGGCAUGUGGCUCCUCCCACAGCGUGGCCUGGACCACUGUGGAUGUGACCACACCUUCAGUUCAUGAGCCAGUCCUUUUCCAGACGGCCAGGGACUCUCUUGGAGCAUCCUAUUUGGGCGUCCAGUCAGACAGUGACUCAUCCUCUGUGAGCAACAAAAUGAGCGGGCAGAGCAGCGUGAAGCCAAACCGGCCCUCGCUGGCCAAAAUUCUCCUCUCUCUGGACGGCAACCUGGCCAAACAGCAGGCCCUGUCUCAUGUGCUCUCGGCCCUGCAAAUUAUGUAUGCUAGAGAUACAGUGGUUGGUGCUCUGAUGCCAGCAUGUAUGAUGCUGCCGGUGGAGUGUCCGUCCAGCUCACCUGUUCCCCCUUCAGACACUUCCUCCUCAUCAAGUGUGAGUGAUGAAGAAGGCCCCCCUGGCCCCCCUGAAAUAGAGGAGCGGGUCAGCCCUAAUCCCUGGCAAGACAAGAAGGGAGAGGUCACCUCCUCAGAAGAUGCUGUCACCCCAUCAUCAGCAGUUACUCCUUCUGCCUCUGGAGCGUCCUCACGUCCUUUCAUCCCGGUCACAGAUGACCCUGGAGCAGCCAGCAUCAUUGCUGAGACCAUGACCAAGACCAAAGAGGACUCCGAGAGCCAGAAUAAAGUAGUGGGCCCAGAGCCUCAGUACUUGGAUGAGUUCACCAGUCUGCUGGUACCUGAUGACACGCGGGUGAUGGUGGACCUGCUCAAACUGGCCGUGUCUCUUCGCUCUGGAGAGAAGGGCAAGGAGGUGCUCUCUGCUGUGCUGUCUGGCAUGGGCACGGCUUAUCCACAGGUUGCUGACAUGCUCCUAGAGUUGUGUGUCACUGAAUUGGAGGACGUGGCCACAGACUCCCAGAGUGGCCGUCUGUCUUCCCAGCCUGUGGUGGUGGAGAGCAGCCACCCGUACACAGAUGACACCUCUACCAGCGGCACCGUCAAGAUCCCAGGUGCAGAAGGUCUGAGGGUGGAGUUUGACCGGCAGUGUUCCACUGAGAGACGCCAUGAUCCCUUAACAAUCAUGGAUGGAGCCAAUAGGAUUGUCUCUGUUAGAUCAGGUCGGGAGUGGUCUGACUGGUCCAGUGAAUUAAGGAUCCCAGGGGAUGAACUCAAAUGGAAGUUCACUAGUGAUGGGUCGGUCAAUGGCUGGGGCUGGCGCUUCACUGUCUAUCCCAUCAUGCCCGCUGCUGGUCCCAAAGACUUGUUGUCUGAUCGCUGCAUCCUCUCCUGCCCCUCCAUGGAUUUGGUCACGUGUCUGCUGGACUUCAGGCUCAACUUUGCUUCCAAUAGGAGCAUCGUACCCCGUUUGGCUGCCUCACUUGCUGCUUGUGCUCAGCUUAGUGCACUGGCCGCUGGACAUAGAAUGUGGGCUCUACAGAGACUGCGUAAGCUCCUGACCACUGAGUAUGGCCAGUCCAUCAACAUAAACAGGCUGCUAGGGGACACUGAAGGCGAGGCUCGCUCAAUGAGUUUCACUGGCAGUGCGCUGGCUGCGCUAGUGAAAGGGCUACCAGAAGCUCUGCAGAGGCAGUAUGAGUACGAGGACCCCAUUGUCAGGGGAGGGAAGCAGCUCCUCCACAGUCCAUUUUUCAAGGUGUUGGUUGCUCUUGCUUGCGACCUUGAAUUGGACACUUUACCCUGCUGUGCUGAAACCCAUAAGUGGGCAUGGUUCCGCCGGUAUUGCACUGCCUCCAGAGUUGCUGUAGCUCUGGACAAGAGAACCCCUCUACCAAGACCAUUCCUUGAUGAGGUUACCAAGAAAAUUCGUGAGCUGAUGGCUGAGCAUGAGAGCAUGAAUGGGCUUCACGAGAGUCACGACUUAUUCAAGCGUGAGCAGGACGAACAGCUUGUGCAGUGGAUGAACCGGCGGCCAGACGACUGGACUCUCUCUGCUGGAGGGAGUGGGACCAUCUAUGGCUGGGGCCACAACCACAGAGGUCAACUUGGGGGCAUCGAGGGGGCAAAAGUUAAAGUGCCUACCCCAACCGAAGCCCUCGCCACGCUGCGCCCCGUCCAGCUUAUUGGAGGGGAGCAGACUUUAUUCGCUGUCACUGCGGAUGGAAAGCUGUAUGCUACAGGAUAUGGAGCUGGGGGCAGGUUGGGGAUUGGUGGCACUGAGUCAGUGUCCACCCCCACUCUGCUGGAAUCCAUCCAACAUGUCUUCAUCAGGAAAGUGGCUGUGAAUUCUGGAGGAAAGCAUUGCCUGGCUCUAUCAUCUGAGGGAGAAGUCUACUCAUGGGGAGAGGCGGAGGAUGGAAAACUAGGCCAUGGGAAUAGGAGUCCCUGUGACCGCCCUCGAGUGAUUGAGUCCCUGAGGGGGGUGGAGGUGGUGGAUAUUGCGGCUGGAGGAGCACACAGCGCCUGCAUUACAGCCAGUGGAGAGCUUUACACCUGGGGCAAAGGUCGCUAUGGCCGACUGGGCCAUGGAGACAGCGAGGACCAGCUCAAACCCAAACUGGUUGAUGCACUGCAGGGUCACAGGGUCAUUGAUGUAGCCUGCGGCAGUGGGGAUGCCCAGACUCUGUGUCUAACAGAUGAUGACAUGGUCUGGUCCUGGGGAGAUGGGGACUAUGGCAAACUAGGCCGGGGAGGAAGUGAUGGCUGCAAAGUACCCAUGAAGAUUGACUCUCUCACUGGCCUGGGUGUGGUCAAGGUGGAGUGUGGCUCACAGUUCUCUGUGGCUCUCACCAAGUCUGGAGCAGUGUACACAUGGGGUAAAGGUGAUUACCAUCGGCUGGGCCAUGGAUCUGAUGACCAUGUUCGCCGACCCAGACAGGUCCAGGGGCUACAGGGGAAAAAGGUCAUUGCCAUUGCGACUGGGUCACUCCACUGUGUGUGCUGCACAGAGGAUGGAGAAGUGUACACAUGGGGUGACAAUGAUGAGGGCCAGCUCGGAGACGGGACCACCAAUGCCAUCCAGAGGCCUCGUCUGGUGGCUGCGCUGCAGGGCAAGAAGAUCAACAGGGUGGCCUGUGGCUCUGCUCACACCCUCGCUUGGUCCACUAGCAAGCCCACCAAUGCUGGAAAACUACCUGCACAGGUGCCCAUGGAGUACAACCACCUGCAGGAGAUUCCCAUCAUGGCCUUGAGGAAUAGGCUGCUCCUGCUGCAUCACAUCUCAGAACUCUUCUGCCCCUGUAUACCCAUGUUUGACCUGGAGGGUAGGCUGGGCCAGACAGGACACGGUCCCUCAGUGGGCUUUGACACACUCAGGGGCAUCCUCAUCUCCCAGGGCAAGGAAGCUGCUUUCCGGAAGGUAGUUCAAGCUACAAUGGUAAGAGACAGACAGCAUGGACCCGUGGUGGAGCUCAAUCGGAUCCAGGUGAAGCGUUCUCGUAGCAAAGGGGGCCUGGCAGGACCUGACGGAACAAAGUCUGUAUUUGGUCAGAUGUGUGCCAAAAUGAGUUCAUUCAGCCCAGACAGCCUGCUACUCCCUCAUCGGGUCUGGAAGGUCAAAUUUGUGGGGGAGUCGGUGGAUGAUUGCGGUGGAGGCUACAGCGAGUCCAUCGCUGAAAUGUGUGAGGAGCUGCAGAACGGUCUGACCCCACUCCUCAUCGUCACCCCCAAUGGCCGUGACGAGUCAGGUGCCAACAGGGACUGUUUCCUGCUCAACCCCGCAGCCAAGUCAUCUCUUCACAUGAGCAUGUUCCGCUUUCUAGGAGUUCUGCUGGGUAUUGCCAUCCGUACUGGCAGCCCCCUCAGCCUGAAUCUGGCUGAGCCAGUAUGGAAACAGCUGGCAGGCAUGAACCUGACCAUUGCUGACCUCAGUGAGGUUGAUAAGGAUUUUAUCCCUGGUUUGAUGUACAUCCGGGACAACGAGGCCACAGCUGAGGAGUUUGAGGCCAUGACGCUGCCUUUCACAGUGCCCAAUGCUAGCGGCCAGGACAUCCAGCUCAGCUCUAAGUACUCCCACAUCACUCUGGAGAACCGCGCAGAAUACGUUCGCCUAGCAAUAAACUACAGGCUCCAUGAGUUUGAUGAACAGGUGUCUGCAGUGCGGGAGGGAAUGGCCCGAGUGGUUCCUGUCCCUCUGCUCUCCCUCUUCACUGGUUACGAACUGGAAACCAUGGUGUGUGGAAGCCCAGACAUCCCUCUCCACCUGCUGAAGUCCGUGGCUACUUACAAGGGAGUGGAGCCCACGGCGCCACUCAUCCAGUGGUUCUGGGAGGUAAUGGAGUCCUUCUCCAACACGGAGAGGUCUCUCUUCCUCAGAUUCGUCUGGGGUCGCACACGUCUGCCCCGAACCAUCGCUGACUUCCGUGGUCGAGAUUUUGUUGUGCAGGUGCUGGAUAAGUACAACCCCCCAGACCACUUCCUCCCGGAGUCCUACACAUGUUUCUUCCUACUGAAGUUGCCCAGAUACUCCUGUAAGCAGGUGCUGGAAGAGAAACUGAAAUAUGCCAUCCACUUCUGCAAGUCUAUCGACACCGACGACUACGCCCGCAUCGCCCUGUCUGGGGAGCCAGCUGCUGACGACAGCAGUGAAGACUCCGAUAACGAGGAUGCAGACUCCUUUGCUUCAGACUCUACCCAGGACUAUUUAACAGGGCACUGAACUCUGACCCUCCCGCUCCGGGUUGGGUUCCAGUGAACGAACUGCCACUUAAAGACUGUGUUAACCUCACCUAUUAAUACACUCAUUCACACAAGCAUUCUACUAAGAAAAAAAAAAAAACUUAUGUGGGGAAAAAAUGUGCAAUGAGCUUUGUAAGCAUUAUAAGCUGGAGAGGAAACAUAGGUUUGCUCUUAUGUAGUUUCAUUGACAAGGUGUGGUGAUGAACUGCACAUGUGAUUGUUGUGUUUUCAAGAAAAUUAUGUAUAUUACAGUUACAGAGUAUAAAAAAGGCUCCAGCCUAGCACUGUGGUAGAUUUCUCCCUUUGGUUUGUGUGAAUUACCUGUCCUUAGUUUGUAUAUAGAAGUUGAUGUGCGACAAAAGAGUAGUAUACUGUUUUCUUUCUUGGUAAUAGCGAUGUUUCUUUAUAUGAACAUUUUUAACUUAAAAAAAAAAAAAUAAGUCAGUGUUUCUCACUUGGCUCAUGUCAAUCAAAAUCCACUGAAGGUCA